AUGAGAGCUUUUCAAAUAUUAUUGUUAAUUAUAGCUUCUGAAAGCUUUAGUGCUUUUGCUAACGAUUAUUUGACGCUUUUAUUGGACGAAGCUCUAAAUAAUUUAAUUGCAAGUUUAAUUAAAAGAGAUAUUGAGAAUUUACAACUUCAUAAAUCCAAGCUUUUAUGUACGCAUUUUGACCAGGCUCACAGGAAAGAGAGUGGUAAAGGAGAUCGAUGUAAAUGA
Molecule: messenger RNA, 225 nt
Organism: Clunio marinus
Lineage: Eukaryota; Metazoa; Arthropoda; Insecta; Diptera; Chironomidae
Source: the annotation of a GenBank genome assembly